This is a messenger RNA of Baudoinia panamericana UAMH 10762, 2704 nucleotides long. RefSeq lists its product as uncharacterized. Gene Ontology annotation, molecular function: translation elongation factor activity; GTPase activity; GTP binding. NCBI's taxonomy places the organism in Eukaryota, Fungi, Ascomycota, Dothideomycetes, Mycosphaerellales, Teratosphaeriaceae. The transcript has 2 exons. Gene Ontology annotation, biological process: translational elongation. The record is from RefSeq and is a predicted model, not a curated record. Bases 252 to 2210 code for a protein of 652 amino acids.
AUCGUGGUCGAAUCAUUGUUGAUAUCUGACUCGAUCUCACAAGGCUGAGUCGGAGGGGUUCGCUGCUUCGCCUGCCCCGCCUGAUCGAGUGUGGGGUGAGAUGGCAGAGUCAUGCAUUGAGUCUACUAAGGCGAUCCCAUCUAUAUAUCGCCACCAAAGCCUAGCAUCUCCAUUUCGUUCAGCAAUGGUACCUCGAAUACGGAUCUAGUCGCACCUGAGAUACGAUCGAUCCCAACGCUACGAUAUCCGAGAUGACGACCAGAGCGGAACGCUAUAAGCAAGCUCCACAAUCAGCGAGUGAAAGAAGAGCUGGGGAGUCUGCUCUUAGCGACUUCGCCGACUAUGUGCAGCAGCAGCAGGCCCUACGGAAAGUGCCCAUCACGACCGCGACUAACGGGUCCGCCAAUGGCGCGCCGAUCAAGCAUGAGCAUGCCGAACUCGACAUCCUUGACACCCUAGAUCUCGCAGACGAUAGGCCGAAAGUCAGGUUAAAACAGCUGCUCCUUGACGAUUCUGCCACGAAAGACGACAGCAUCAAGCAAUUGAGGGACAUCAUCCAAGACCGAUUAGACGAAGGGCAUGGCGAGUGCUUGUUCGAUGUCGGAUUGGAAGACGAUGGCGACACACAGCUGUUGACGGAGGCGGAAUGGGACGCCGCGCUUGCACGACUACGAAGCUUGUUGGGAACGCUCAAAGCGGACUACAGGACGCUUAUGACGAAGAACGUGCCUAACAGCGAGGUAGACGUUGGCAACGAGCUGAAGAAAGAGCGAGGGUGCAUAGGGAAGUUCUUACUACGAAGACAGCCGGAAGACGUCGACGAUACCAUCGAGACGCGGAUAGCCGUCGUUGGCAAUGUCGAUGCUGGCAAGAGCACUCUACUUGGCGUGCUUGUUAAGGGCGGGCUGGACGACGGCAGAGGCAAGAUGCGAGUCAACCUCUUCCGACAUAAGCAUGAGAUCGAGUCCGGCAGGACUAGCUCUGUGGGCAUGGAGAUUAUGGGCUUCGACACGAAGGGUGAGGUUGUCGUGUCCGGCGUCCCAGGACGGAAGCUCAGCUGGGAGGAGAUAGGCAAACGCUCCGCGAAGGUUAUCUCCUUCACGGACCUUGCAGGUCACGAGCGAUACCUGCGAACCACCGUCUUCGGCUUGUUGAGCAGUGAGCCAAACUACUGCUUACUAAUGGUUGCGGCGAACAACGGCUUGAUCGGCAUGUCGAAAGAGCACCUCGGCAUUGCCUUGGCGCUCAAUGUGCCGGUCAUGGUGGUGGUCACCAAAAUCGACAUCUGUCCGCCCAAUAUCUUGCAGCAGACGCUCACCCAGCUGACAAAGAUUCUGAAAUCGCCGGGAGCGCGAAAGAUACCGAUCUUCAUCAAGAAUCGAGAGGAGUGCGUCAAUACAGCUACUCAGUUUGUCAGCCAAAGGAUAUGUCCCAUCUUCCAGGUCUCGAACGUGACAGGCGAAAGUCUGGACCUUGUGCGAGAGUUCCUGAACAUCCUACCACAUCACGGAAAGUACGAUGUCGAUGCGCCUUUCGAGUUCCAUGUUAAUGAUACAUUCUCCGUGCCGUUCGUCGGCACCGUCGUCUCCGGAGUGGUCAAGUCAGGGGUCGUACAUGCUGGAGACACCGUGCUUGUUGGACCGGACAGUCUAGGCCAGUUCACAACGACCACAAUCAGGUCGAUCGAACGGAAACGGAUACCAGUACCAGCAUGCUCAGCAGGUCAAAGCGCGUCUUUCGCACUACGCAGAGUACGAAGAAAGGACGUCCGGAAAGGCAUGGUCGUCUUACUGGCCAAAUCCGAAGCUAAUCCAAACGCUCCGCUGUCCCAGCCCAAGGUCUUCCGCGAGUUCGUUGCAGAGGUGCUCAUCUUAUCGCACGCUACGACCAUCCGGACGAAAUACCAAGCCAUGCUGCAUGUGGGACCGGUCAGUCAGACCUGCGCCAUCAUAGACAUUGACCGAGCGUACAUCCGCACCGGUGACAGGGCGACAGUGGCGUUCCGAUUCGUGCAAAGACCGGAGUUCCUGGCUGUUGGCGAUCGAAUAUUGUUCAGAGAAGGCAGGACCAAAGGUUUAGGUAUCGUGAAGCAAGUAGGCUAUGAUCCAGCAAAGCCGCUGAAUCCGGAGUUGGCGAAGGAGAGGGAGCAACUGGAGGCUAACGGGCACCAGACCGAGAAGUCUGCCGCUCCAAAGACAGUGGCGACAUGACAAUUCUGCGCUUGAAUUGAUGUCGCCUAACAGCCUGUGUAUUGCCGUUGGCUGACGAUGUUGGAGGUCUUACCAGGCUCUACUUCUUGAGCACUUGCUUUGCGACCCUGCGCUCGGUCUCCUCCAGUAGCUUCGUCACGCUCAUCCACCGGUCCUUCUCUCCGGGUCCAGUUAGCACCACCUUGUACUCCUUGCGGCGCCGUCAGCAACGUUCUUACGUUCUUCGAUCAUCUUGAGCGCACUUUAUGAACGCUGGCCGACUUGGGAUCAGUGGCCACAAGCGAAGCGAAAUGCAUAAGACCGCUCGGUGCUUGCGCGGUGAUCACCUUCAAAUCAUGCUCUCGCGGGAACAAAACCUCGGCAUUAGCUUCACACGCUGUCAGCCAUGGCAUGCUUCGGUGGUUCGCUCCUUUAGAUUGUUGCGAGUCAUGAGUCGCGCCACCUACCGACAGUCUGCGCGAUGGUGUCCGCAAUCGUGCCGGUCUCAGAAGUGC